This is a messenger RNA of Cadophora gregata, 816 nucleotides long. RefSeq lists its product as uncharacterized. The transcript is spliced from 2 exons. NCBI's taxonomy places the organism in Eukaryota, Fungi, Ascomycota, Leotiomycetes, Helotiales, Ploettnerulaceae. The coding region runs from base 1 to 519 and encodes 172 amino acids. The record is from RefSeq and is a predicted model, not a curated record.
AUGGAUCGCGAGCCCUUCUUCGAUUACUACAAAGCCCUGGGAGUCUCUCGAGACGCCAGCAUGAAUGAUAUCCAGACGGGAUAUAAGAAGGUGUCCUUGAAGCAUCACCCCGACAAGAAUAACAACUCCCGGGUCUCCACAGAAGCAUUCCAAAGAAUCAAUGAAGCAAAAGAGGUGUUACUACAUCCAGUGCAGCGCCGUAUGUACAACAUAAAGUACGACCAGCACGUCGCCUGGACUCUCCGCGAUAGCAGAGCUCAAAUUUCUAAGUGUAAGCGCAAAACUGGCAGAGACGAAGAAGAUGAUUUGGAAGAGAAGAUGCGAAAGGCAGCAAGAGUAUUUGCGAAUAAGCGAGCAAGAGAUUCCUACCAAGAGCCCGAUCCCGAGAUCACUCGCACGGGAAAAAGUCGCUGCAAAACGGGAGAAAAUUUUGAGCGGCAAUUUAGACCAAAUAGAUCAAGGCUCUGGACUCCCUAUCAACAUCCUGACAUCAGGAUUGUUGGUGAUAAAGGCUGGUAGAUGAUAUAAAUAGACUUUCCCUGUCCCUGAUAUGAAGCAAUUCUAUCUUUUGGUGAUCUUUAAUCAUUCUGCAUUCGAGUCCGAGUGAAUCUUUCGUGAGAUUGGUAUCGUGUGAGACUGUUGAUAAGUUACUAGUUCAACGUUCGUGGUAUCAGACGGGCGCGUCGAUCGCCAGUUGCCUGAGGUUUCUGUUCGUGACAGCUACGCCAGGGGCAUGAUGAGCAUGUUCCAAAAAGAGUGAUAUGAGAUACCUUAAUCAGCUCCACUAAAUGUAGUUAAUGGCAGCUAAUAUAGAUA